AAAGUGGUGACCAAAGCAGGAGCAGCAGCAGGAGGAGUAGCAGCAGGAGGAGUUCAUCACUUUUCUUUUUCACAGUCGACUAUCUGUCUCUGCAGAGAUUCAGCCUUUCGUGCAGUCUACUACACCUGUCUGCCAAACUCCAGCGUUGAUGGGCGCGGCUGGGACCUGUGCCCAAAUCACUGUUGUGACUUGCCUGGGAAAGUUUAGCUGAAAAGGCACAAAAGAACCGAGGACUUUAGGAACAUCCCACCACGACGCGUCAACUUCAUAUAAACACUUUAUUCCUCUCGUGGAUCAGUCGAUCCAUCUUUGAGAGGAGGAGGAGGAGGAUUUGAUUGAUUGUUGUCCGAGCUGGCUGAAGAUAAAAUGGGAUGGACGAAUUAACAAGACAGAUGGACUUCUCAGGAGGAUUGUCGGGAGAAAAGGUUGUGACAGAAACUAUAACGUCCACGACCAGACUGUCUUCUCUCCCACCAAAGGGAACCAGUGGAUCAAAUCACAGGAAUAUGUCCAGCAGUGCUGGAGGGCUGGGCUUGGAGAAGAAUGUCUUAACCCAGAACAGCAGUGGAACUUAUUUCUCCUCAUCCUCUGUAGGUGUGAACACCAGCUACAGCUCCUCAGGAGUUUACGUAGGAGGUGACUCCUCAGGAGGUGUUGAUGGAAUUGGGGGAUACUUAGAUGAAGAAGGAUUUGGAAUUGGAGGCGGAGGAGGCGGAGGAGGAGGAGGAGGAGGAGGAGGAGGCGGUGGGAGUUAUCUCGUGAGCUCGGUGUCAAAGGUCAGGUCCAGCUCGUCGGGCGGUGCCAGGCGAACGCAGACCGCUGGCUCAUCAGGAGGCCUGUCACCAGGUUUCCGGGAGAGGAAGAACAUUUCAAGCCGCUCAGGAGGUUAUGAUGGAAGUUCCAGUGCUAAUUCCUCUCCAGAAUUUACACGCAAGGAUUAUGGGAACUAUUGCUCCAGCACCACCAGAGGGAGGAGCGAAAGCAGAGAGAGUGAGAUCAGAGCCAGAUUACAAAGUGCCUCCCCCACCGCCUGCAGAUGGACGGAGCUGGACGAUGUGAAAAAGCUGUUGAAGGGACGCUCUAGCAGCGUCAGCCCCACUCGCUCCUCCAACACCUCCAUCACCCUGCCGGUGCCUAAAAAGGCUACAGUGGAAACCAAGACUAUCACUGUGGCCUCUCAGACAGGUUCAACUUCAUUUGCCUCUGGUGUGAGGUCAGGCGGCUUUCACACCAUUGAAACAUCAAGCCUGUUUGACAACGGUCUGGCAUCUGGCCAGUUUGACAGUGAUAUAAAAUCAGGCCAGUAUGACACUGGCCAUAAAUCUAGCCAGUAUGAUGGCAGCCUGAAGUCAGGACAGUUUGAUACUUUUAUAAGAACAGGCCAAUAUGACAGUGUGAAGUCAGGACAGUAUGAUGUUACUCUGAAAUCAGGACAAUAUGAUACUGGUGUCAGAUCAGGCCAGUAUGAUGUUACUCUGAAAUCAGGACAAUAUGAUACUGGUGUCAGAUCAGGCCAGUAUGAUACAGGUGUGAAGUCAGGACAGUAUGACAUGAGUUUGAAAUCAGGGCAGUACGACAGCACGAUGAGAUCAGGCCAAUAUGACACGCUGGACGCUAUACUUCCAUCUUUCUCUUGGUCCACCUCCACGCUGCCUGCUGCCUCCACCACAGUGGUUGCUGCUAACUCCAGCAGCUACUCAUAUCAGACCGGCACCAACAACAUGCCGGGAGGAUCUUCGCCGCUUGGCGUCACGUCACCCUCGUCCCUGUCAGUUUAUGGCUUUCAGAAUAAUCUGGCUCCCACCUCAGCCAGUGUUCUCACCACCAGUGGAGCCAAUGUAAACGCUAGCGUUGGAGGUUAUGGAGUUCAGAAGAAUGUGUCAAAUAGUGGUGGUGUCAUCAGCACUGGAGUCUCUACAACCACUAGAUCCCAAACUGAUGAUUCAUAUAAGAACAAGUUCCUGAUCUCUGAGAAGGAAAACGUUCAUGCCAACAGAGACAGAGACACAGAGAUGCUCAUUUUGGCCAAAGACAGUGGUAAGCAGUUCACCAGCAGCAGCAGCGUUCACAUAGGAGGAGGAUCACUAUCAGGAGAUUCAAUAAAGAAAGAGAAGAUUAUUUCAAGCUACAGUGAGACGAUGCCACUGAAGACGGAGACGGGCAACUCUUACUAUGGAUCCUCUGGAGUUAUAAUGAAAGACAAAGCCACCUAUGCAGAGAUUCACAGGGACAGUGGCAUCUUUGGAGGUGGAGGACUGUGCUGCUGCGCCGACUCCUGUUGCUCCUGGUGGAAAUGGCUGCUGGGUCUUCUCCUCCUCACUCUGCUCCUGCUGGGACUCCUCUUUGGGCUCAUUGCACUGGCUGAGGAUGUGAGAAAGCUGAAAAAUCGAGUGUCCACCCUGGAGGCAGAGUCCUCGGUCGCAGCUGCUCGAACCAGUCGGCUCUCAGGUUCUUCCAAUGACAUCAACAUCUAUGGUGCCGGUGGUGCAGCUGGUGCAGGUGCAGCUGGUGCAGGUGUAGCUGGUGCAGGCGCAGCUGGUGGAGGCACCAGCCACACUGACAACACGCUAAUCCUGGGAACUGGAGGUGGAGGUGGUGGAGGAUCAAGCUCUAGCUCCAGCACACGCAUCGGUAUUGCAGCUGGUACUGGUACUGGUGCUGGUGGCUCCACCAGCAGCAAUGGCGUUGACAUCAGCAUUGGAGGUGGUUCUGCUAGUGCCGGUGGAGCCAGUGGAGCUAGCGGAGGCAGAGUUGGAGGUGCCGGCACCAGCUCCAGUGGUAGCACAGGCAGUGCUGGUACCGCUUUCGGUGGCAGUGCUGGUGGUACCAGUCACAGUGGCAGUUCUGGAAGUGCUGCUGGUACCGGUCACGGCGUGGGUGGUGGCAGUGCUGCUGGUACCAGUUACGGUGGCAGCUCUGGAAGUGCUGCUGGUACCAGUUAUGGCAUGGGUGGUGGCAGUGCUGCUGGUACCAGUUACAGUGGCAGCAGUGGAAGUAGUGGUACCAGUUACGGGUAUGGCCAUGACCUCAAGAUCAGUGUGAGUGGAGGACACAUAGACACUGCUGCUCUUCAGAUGCUGAUGCAGCACAUGUUACGAUCUGAAAUUCAGUCCCAGGCCUUCAGAGGUUAUAUAGUCUCCUCGGUGCAGGGAGAGAGAGGACUACCUGGACCUAAAGGGGACACUGGACUCAAAGGAGAAGCUGGUCUACCUGGACAUCCAGGUGCUCCAGGUCUGAUGGGACAUGCAGGCCCUGAGGGUCCUAAAGGACAGAAAGGAAGUCAAGGUGAUCACGGAGUGGACGGGCAGCCAGGUGUCAGAGGUCGCGAGGGUCCAGCUGGCCCCAGGGGUGAGCCAGGAUCUUCAGGCUUUGCAAUCAAAGGUGACAGAGGUGAUCCUGGAAGUCCUGGAGUUCCUGGACCUGUUGGAUCUGUCGGACCAAAAGGCGCACCUGGAGUUCAUGGACUCCCUGGGCCACCAGGUCAACCUGGUCCUCACGGUUUCCGUGGCGAGGCAGGGAUACCCGGGCUUAAAGGUGACAGAGGGCUUGCUGGAUUUCAAGGACUUAAAGGUGAACCCGGUGACAAAGGUCUCAGAGGUCUGCAAGGUGAGGCUGGUUUACCAGGUGUGCAAGGACCGGCUGGAGAGAAAGGAGCCAAAGGAUCAACGGGUGAACAGGGAUCUGCUGGGCCUCCUGGACUCAGGGGUCCUGCUGGACCUCCUGGAGAUGCUGGACUUCCAGGAACACCUGGUCUUCAAGGACCACCAGGGAUACCAGGGAAUCCAGGAAGACCUGGCAUCAAAGGUGAAACAGGUGAAGCAGGAAGAAUCAUCAAUGCAGCUGGCUCCACUUCUGUCGGCAUCCCAGGACCACCUGGGCCUGCUGGUCCCCCCGGCCCUGCCGGACCUCCAGGAUUAUCAGGUCCUAUUGGUCCCGCUGGUCUGCCUGGCCAAGCUGGUCCUAAGGGUGACAGAGGGUACAAGGGAGAUCAGGGAGAACCAGGAAUAACAGUGAGAACAACUGAAAGUAUAAGCUCAACCAGAUCUGAAAGGCAGUUUGGUGCUGGUGGAGUGUCUGGUGGACUGACCGGCCCACCCGGCCCACCAGGUCCUCCUGGACGUCCAGGAGAUUCAAGACAGGGACCUCCAGGACCACCUGGGCCUCCAGGUCGGCCAGGCUAUGGAAGUCCAGGACCUAAAGGAGAUAAAGGAGAUGCAGGCUUUGCAUCGAGCUCUGGAACAUUUUACCCUGGACCACCUGGACCACCAGGACCAGCUGGGCCUUCUGGGCCUAAAGGAUCAACAGGUUCUCCUGGACCCAGAGGAUACCAAGGUGAACCAGGCCAGCCAGGUGUGCCAGGCAAUCCAGGAAGAUCAGCAAGCUCAGACAGAGGGUCGGCCUAUUCUGGGGGACACGGGAUCCCUGGACCACCAGGUCCUCCAGGGCCUCCUGGACGUCCAGGACCACAAGGAUUUAAAGGGGACCCUGGAUCUCCUGGUAUUCCUGGAUCUUCAAGAGGCGUCUCAGUCACCUCAGGCCCUCCUGGUCCACCGGGUCCUCCUGGCCCUCCAGGCCAUCCUGGCUCCUUUGCUUCUUCUAGUGAGAUGCACCAGUACAUCUCUGACUACCUAAGUAGAAGCAGACAGGUUGGAACCCCCGGGCCUCCAGGUCCACCUGGACCUCCAGGAAUCCCAGGAACCUUCUCAGGCUCAAUAGAGGACAUCUCUACUCGAAUCAUUGCAUACAUUCAACGUUCUGGCUCAGGGCUCAGCAUUGGCGCUCAAGGUCCUCCAGGACCACCUGGUCCUCCUGGGCCUGGCUCUGGGUCCCUGACGGUGAAUGCUCUCAUUGCAAUGCUUCAGAGAGAUGAUGUGAGGAGAUAUUUGUCAGGACCACCAGGGCCACAAGGACCACCUGGACCACCAGGGUCAUCAGUAGGAUUUUCAGCCACUUACAACAUUGAGGAGAUCGCCAGAUAUGUCUUCAACAUCAUGAACGACAGAGGCAUCGCUAGAGGUCCUGCAGGGCCACCCGGUCCUCCUGGGCCUGCCGGGCCUGUCGGGCCUGCCGGACCUGCUAUUGCACGUGGCUCCGGCUUUACUUCCGCUACGAUCGACUAUACUGAACUGAUGAGAACUCCAGAAUUCCGCUCAUGGAUUAGCUCUGCCGUACAACAUGGACCUCCUGGUCCUCCAGGUCACCCAGGUCUACCUGGCCCUCCUGGCCCUCAAGGGCCUCAGGGGCCGUCAGGAAGCUCCUCAUCCACUGUGCAAGGGGUGGGGGGUCGUGGCUACAGCUUGGAGGAAAUUCAACGUUACCUGCAGAGCAAUGGGUUCAGAGGUCUUCAAGGCCCUCCUGGUCCUCAAGGUCCACAAGGACCACAGGGUCCACCAGGCAGUUACACUGGAACAGUUUCCUACAGCGGAAGCUUCCCUCGGGAGAGUAUCCGUGCUGAAAUUCAACACUAUAUGACCAGUGACAAUAUUCGUCGUUCAAUCAUUGGACCUCCAGGACCUCCAGGACCAAUGGGUCCAAAAGGAGAGCGUGGAGAGCCAGGUUACGUCCAGGGCUACUCGCAGAGCCAGAGCUACUCUCAUGGCAACUCACGCCACGGCUCUGACAGUCAGACAGUCAGAGACAUUGAUAUCCGCAGGCUCACUGAGAGAAUGGACUACUCCAACGUCGCUAUGAAAGUUACAGACUACAUCAAAAAUCAAGGCCUGCUGCAGGACUAUCUGGUUGAAGGUCCCUUGAGGGCGAAUGUAAGAGCAAUUCAAGGACCCCCUGGUCCACCAGGUCCACCCGGACCAGCCGGUCACAGCCGUGUCAUCGGUGCCUACGGCAACGUCACAGCUGACCUCAUGGACUUCUUCAGAACCUAUGGCACCAUCGCUGGCCCACCAGGAGGUCCCGGACCAAGAGGAGACAGAGGUUACCCAGGACCCAGAGGAGAGAAGGGUGAUCCAGGACCUCCAGGUUUACCAGGACUACCUGGGACAUACACUGUCCAGAUUCCACACAGGGUGCAGAAGAGGGAUACAGGCAAUAAAGUGGUUGGUCGUCACAGGAAGCUUCGCCGUCAAGCCAACGGUGGCUAAAGGGCUAACAUACUACUGGGUCGUGUCAUUUCAUUUCUACACAACUUCUUCUUUUUUUUUAGGUUCAUCUGUAGCAAUGCAAGUUAGUCAAAAUGCUCCUUGUUCUUGUCAUUUGUAGACAAGUCAGAGGACAAUUUGAGAUAAUAAAAGCGGCCAAAGAAAAUGCACCAGUCUCUUUAAAACGGCUUCAGUAGAGCUAUGGAUGGAUGGAUUUAGCUACUUGUAACACAGGCUUUAUUAUUUUGGACAAGUGGGUGUAUUAUAUUUACUUUGCUUAGCUAGAAGCUUGCAUUUAAACUUUUUCCAGGGGCAGCUUUGUUUAAGAGAAUAUCUAUUUUUACGCAAUAAGUAGCUGAUAUUUUAAUUGCACUCUGCAUCUUUUCUCGAGUGUGUGGUGUAUCUUUUUUUUGUAUUCAUUGUCUUUUUGAGGAUUAUAUUGUAUUGAGGACUAUAUAAGUGUUAAGUGUUUUGUCAACGUAACCAAUGUUUCAUAAAAGGCUACAAUACUGUUACUACCCACAUAAAUCAAGCCAAACUCCAGCUUUUAACACCCCAUAGAAAUUUUAACCUAAAUAUAUAAAGCGAUGCAUCGUUAUCUGAACCUGGCAGUCCCAGUCAGAGUAAGGGGUCAGUGGUUUAGCAUGGGGACGAGGGUCAGGACUGAUGAUUUACUUGAAAGAAAUCAUGCUGUUCGCAUGGUUAGAAGGCAGGGACUCAGAUAAUCACUAACAAAUGACUGAUUGGAUUGUAUAUUUUUGUAUGAGUGCACUGAAAUUGAUAUAUUUUCUUUAUACCUUUAAGUGUUAGAAAGAUUAAAUUAUAACAUGUUCCCGGAUUAUGUUUUACGUGAUUGAACUUAUUGACAUUUGAUCAAUAUAUCUGAAAGACACACAAAUAAAUCUAUUUUUGGA
This is a messenger RNA of Larimichthys crocea (large yellow croaker), 7009 nucleotides long. It is a transcript of the gene col17a1b, whose product is annotated as collagen, type XVII, alpha 1b. Bases 372 to 6098 code for a protein of 1908 amino acids. Gene Ontology annotation, molecular function: extracellular matrix structural constituent conferring tensile strength. Lineage: Eukaryota; Metazoa; Chordata; Actinopteri; Sciaenidae. The record is from RefSeq and is a predicted model, not a curated record. The transcript has 56 exons. Gene Ontology annotation, biological process: extracellular matrix organization.